UGCGUCCUGGAGCAGAGCUGAGGAGCCCUGGGGAGUCUCAAAGUUUUGAGUCUGGAGCAGUAGCGGAGAGUGGGCUUAUUGAGAGGGGCUUUUCUUGGGAUGAAAACUGAUCUCCUGCCUUUAUUUUGGAUAAACACCCUGGUUUAUUCUCCUCAGCCUACGAUCUGAUCUCUGGACAAUCUGUCUCCUCAGGAGAUUCUCAGAUCUUCGAGGACACUGGACCCGGAGCCCUUGGCAAUUCUCUCUGAGGCAGAGGAGCGAACGUUUUGCUUCCUAAGUGAUAAGCUACACGCAUACGCACGCACACACAGGCACACACACAGGCACACACCCUCACUCGGAGGCGGAUCUCGCCCUCCGAGGCCGCGCAGUCCGCUCCCCUCCUGCGCUCAGCAUCCUCGGCCCAGCGCGCCUCGGACCACCAUGGAGGUGCUGGAGAGCGGGGAGCAGAGCGUCCUGCAGUGGGACCGCAAGCUGAGUGAGCUGUCAGAGCCCGGGGAGACCGAGGCUCUCAUGUACCACACGCACUUCUCGGAGCUUCUGGAUGAGUUCUCCCAGAACGUCUUGGGCCAGCUCCUGAACGACCCUUUCCUCUCAGAGAAGAGUGUGUCGAUGGAGGUGGAGCCGUCCCCGACGUCCCCGGCGCCCCUCAUCCAAGCUGAGCACAGCUACUCCCUCUGUGAGGAGCCACGGGCCCAGUCGCCAUUCACCCACAUCGCCGCCAGCGACAGCUUCAAUGAAGAUGAGGUGGAGAGUGAGAAAUGGUACCUGUCUCCAGACUUCCCACCAACAACCAUCAAGACAGAGCCCAUCACGGACGAGCCACCCUCAGGACUCGUCCCCUCUGUCACGCUGACCAUCACCGCCAUUUCCACCCCGUUUGACAAGGAGGAGCCCCCUCUGGAAAUGAACGCUGGGGUUGAUUCCUCAUGCCAGACCAUUAUUCCUAAGAUUAAGCUGGAGCCUCAUGAAGUGGAUCAGUUCCUAAACUUCUCUCCCAAGGAAGCCUCUGUGGACCACCUGCACUUACCGCCCACUCCUCCCAGCAGCCACAGCAGCGACUCCGAAGGCAGCCUGAGCCCCAGCCCGCGCCUGCACCCCUUUGGCCUUCCGCAGACCCACAGCCCCGCCAGGGCCCCGGCACGGGCUCCCUCGGCGCUGGCCAGCUCCCCACUCCUCACUGCUCCUCACAAGCUGCAGGGAUCAGGCCCCCUGGUCCUGACAGAGGAGGAGAAGAGGACCCUGAUUGCCGAGGGCUAUCCCAUCCCCACCAAGUUGCCCCUGACGAAAUCGGAGGAGAAGGCCCUGAAGAAAAUCAGGAGAAAAAUCAAGAAUAAGAUUUCAGCCCAGGAAAGUAGGAGGAAGAAGAAAGAAUACAUGGACAGCUUGGAGAAAAAGGUAGAGUCUUGUUCAACGGAGAACUUGGAGCUUCGGAAGAAGGUGGAGGUUCUGGAGAACACCAACAGAACUCUCCUGCAGCAGCUGCAGAAACUUCAGACUUUGGUGAUGGGCAAGGUUUCUCGCACCUGCAAGCUGGCUGGCACGCAGACUGGCACAUGCCUCAUGGUCGUGGUGCUGUGCUUUGCCGUAGCAUUUGGCAGCUUCUUUCAGGGCUAUGGGCCCUAUCCUUCUGCCACCAAGAUGGCCCUGCCCAGCCAGCAUUCCCUGCAGGAGCCCUACACAUCCUCCGUGGUGAGAUCCAGGAACCUGCUGAUCUAUGAGGAACAUUCUCCCCUGGAGGAGCCGCCCAGUUCUGCCUCAGCUGGGGAGCUGGGGCGCUGGGACCGAGGCUCCGCUCUGCUCAGGGCAAAAGGGCUGGAGUCCAGGCCGGACGUGGAUCUUCCCCAUUUCAUUAUCUCAAAUGAGACCAGCCUGGAGAAAUCAGUGCUGUUGGAGCUGCAGCAGCACAUGGUCAACACCAACCUGGAGGGGAAUGAGACCCUAAAAGUUGUAGAACUCGACAGAAGAGUGAACGCCACCUUUUAAAGAGGCUAUCGCCACCUCCCUCUGUCUCUUCACUUUGCCUUUACGUCUCCAAACCACCUUUUGUCAUAAGCUUUUCCUUUUUGCCCACCCAAUCUGGACGAAGCAGCGGUCCUGGCUCUGGAUGGGAGGAUGGCCUGGGAUUUCCGCCUGCGGUGAGAGAGCGCCUCCCCCGGUCCCAUGUCCCUCCCUGCGCAGGGGAGCUCGCCCCGUCCCUCGCUUACUGCCAGAGGCAAUUAUCUUCGGUCGGGGUGGGACAAGCAGGCUUGUUUCUACCGACAGUGCCAAAAAGAUACGGCCCGAUUCUCACCGGGGUGGGUGUGACCGCCUCCUUGAAGCAGAGCUGACUGUUGUUCACCCCACAAAAAUUUACCAGGAUGCUUGUUGGAAUCUGGCGAAGCACUGACUGACGUCCUGCCUUCCUCAGCCUGGCUCUGCGGUGCCCUGCGGGCGCCCCCUGCCGCUCUGCCCUGGGCCCCGGCCUUGGGCCCCUUGACUGGAGCAAGGCGCCCCCUUCGUACCCUCAGGCCGCAAGUGCAAUGCCUGAAGCAAUCAGGCUUCUCUACUCCAGGCAAACCUGCCCCACCAUGUUGCUUGUAGGAUUUCUCCACAGUCUGUGUCCCCACACACCCCUAGUUCUGCCUCCCUGGCUUCUCCUCCCCAUUUGUAAAUAGUAUUUAUUAGCUUGCAGAGGCUUCCCCGGCGACCACUGAAGACAUCUGGACGCCUCCCCUCCAGGCUCACAAGGUCCCCUGUUGGCCUGUGGAGCAAAGAGGGCAGCCUGGACUCUGGGAUUCCCCAUUCUUCCAGGCCGUGUUUUGUCUUGUGUUUUCUUUUUUUUUUUCUUUUUCUGGAGGCUUCUAAUUAUAGUUGGGGAACCUCCCUAAGCAUGUGUCCUUCUGUAGCAUGAACUCAGAGGGGAAGGUGGAGCCGGGCUCAGGUCUGAGGCUCUGUGGACGGGGGCUUUUUUGGUCCUGUACCCAUGCCAGGGAAGCCCUGACCCCAGGCGUUUCAGACAGCCAUGUUAGCCCAGUUUUCCCCACCUCCCCCUGACCUGUCUGCUUUCCCUUCCUCUUCUGCCUCCAUACAGAGGCGGGGCCUGAGGCCUGCUCCUGGGGUCAGAGCAGGUGACAUUUGUGUAUGUGUGUCUUACCUUUUCUAAUCAGGUUUGGCCACUUUGCAGCUCACCCAAAGAGACACGACCUAAUCCCCCAACCUACUUUUUUUUUUUUUUUUUUAAUGAUUAAGAGUAACUUUUGUAGUUUAAAGAAAAAAAAACAACUUUCCUCUUUCAUACAAAUAAGAAAUAGAAAUAGACUUUUUAUUGUAUAAUGUAGAAGACUCCCCUUAAAUGUUUUUGCCUAGCUUGUAAAAGAUUUUGUGUAAGAAAUUUGCUCACAUUUUGUUUUUUAUUUUUAGAAGUAGGUGAAGCACUUUUAGUUUGAAGUCUCUUGUCUUUGGUUUUCUCUCUCAUCUCUGUUGUCGUUGGAACCUGUACUUAAGAGAGAUUAAGCCACUCCUGGGCCCUCUGUUCCAUAUCAGCCACAGAAUUUGGCAUCAUUAGCAUUUACCAUCAGACCUCAUAAGCAGUGGACUCAUUGGACAUGCAUCUGAGCAAACUCCGGGAGAUAGUGAAGGACAGGGAAGCCUGGCGUGCUGCAGUCCAUGGAGUUGCAAAGCAUCAGAUACGACUUAGAGACUGAACAACAACAAACUCAUAAGCAGAUCUGGUACCUUCAGGGCUCACCGUCGGUGAUUCUUCUGUCUCCCUACUGUGAUGGAGAAAGUUCCGACAGGGAGAUGGCCAAGUUCCUCUUCUUGGCGCUGUGUAAAGCUGGAUCAGGAUCACAGUGGUCUCCUCUCACUGCCCCAUCCAUUGGCCAGCAAAGGCUGAGACCAGACAGGCUGGCUGUGUGGAAGGAGGGAUGCUAGUACAUUCCCUGUUCCCUUCUGUUUCUCUCUACUUUCCUCUCUCCUUCUCUUCUGUGCUAGACCUUCCUGGGUCUGACUGGUGUCUGCCAACCAAGGGCCGCUACUGUCCCAUCCCUCUCUUUAGUAUGUCAUGUAAUUAUCAGGCACUGGCAGCCCAUGGGGUGGGGUCAGGGGGGGCUAAGAAGGUGAGAAGGUAAUAUUAACUCUCGUAUUUGGAUGAUUAGAAAGUGAAACUUUUCCUGUGUCGGAACCAACUCCUAGGGCCCAUCCUUAGUGCCUUGAGGAUUUUAUUUCCUCGCUUGACCUCAUUCUCACCAGCCCUCCAAACAGCAGGGCUUGAUCUCUGGGCAGCCUUUCUUCCAGAACUGAAUCUGUGUCUAGAGACAGAGGACAUCAGCCUGAGGGCUCAAAUGGCCAUUGUAAGGGGAUCCAAGGACCAGUUGCUGCUGUUUUGAGAAAGACCUCUGCUUCCCACUCCUUGCUCAGGCAAAGAAGAGGAACUAAACAGUUACCCCUUUAGGAGAAUGUAACGGAGUCCAGAGGAUGCUGAAGAGCUGGAUAACACCAGAUUGGUUCCAAAUAGUUAAUGUGCACAUUUUCUCUUCCAGGGUUAAGCUCACAAUGUCAGUGGAUUUGUUUCCCCCCCAGAACCAUCCCGUGCCAUAGAUGAGUCAGUAAUACUUGGUUAGCCCUGAAGAUGUUAGAUAGUGGCAGGCUUUCAGCUUCGAAACCUCAGUUUUGGAAAGUUUGAGACUGUUAGCACAACUGUCAAUCAUAAAGAAUCAAUGUUCAUGAUAAAUAUAUUAAUAUAUUUUCCAUUAGGUCAGCAGGUUUUCCCCUUCUCUUCUUUUGAUUAGCCUAGUGGAGGAGAUGUCUUGUAAAAAGUUCAGAGAACAUAUACUUUUUUUUACUGGGUGAGACCUGAGUAACCCAGACUCCCCAGUGUGGUUCUAUUCACAGCUCUGGACUUUGCACUUAGAAAUGGCUACUGUAAAUGAAAGGUCUCAGUGCCAGGUUUAAGAAAGGAUUUCUGUGAAGUGUUAGGACUCUGGAGCCUAGCUCACAUAAAGAGAGUGUUAUAUAAAAAUCUGACAGCUGAACUAGGUUGCUCCUUUUGGGCAGGAGGUGGGGAUGAGUUUUGACACCAGUACAGGCAAAAUUAGAUAACCUUUUUAUUAGUAUAAAUGAUUUUGAUUUAGAGACCUAAUUUGUAGAUUGUGAAAGCAACUUUUAGUGCAGCUUAUUUACAAAUCAACUAUAAACACCGUGGGUUUUUUCCCUUCCUCAUGCCUGAAUGCCAAGAGAGGGCUGUGAUUCUCAUGUGUCCUUGGAGCAAGAGUGUUGAACUGGUUCACUUUUGUUCUGGCAGUGAGUCAGUGUCCAGAGUUUUUGACACAAGUGUUUUAUUAAAAAAAUAUUUUUUUUGCACUUGUGUCUCCUUCCUCUGUGUUCUCACACUGACCAAAGGACAGGAUGAGAGGACCCUCAGGGCCAGCUCCUCUGAACACACAUGUCAUUUGUGCAGGGUGCACGCUCAGAGACCUCCCAGUUCCCAUCGGGGAAAUGGAGCAUCCGUGCCAGCCUUGCUAAUGUGGGGAAAUGGGAGAUGGAAGAGAAGGCUGUAGCCUCCCCCUUCUCUGCCAAGUGCUCUUGUCAGUAAUUCAGUUCUGUGGAGUCCAGUCUUUAUUCCAGACACUAGCUCUCCUGCUUGCAGUGCAGACAGACCAUUAGCAGGUAGUGCUCUGGUCAAGGUCAUUUUCUUUGAAUUCCUUUUUCGCUGAGACAGUUAGGAGACAUGUGAUCGGAUAAGACCCUCUGGGAGGGCAGCUCCAGGAGAGAGUAGAGGCCUGUGAAGUGGCCAGAGACAGAGUUCAGAUUCUUCUUUCACUCACUCAUCCAUUCAUUGAGUUGUCAUUCAUUCCCAAGAAAGAGUGUUGCAAGAGGCCCUAGUGAAUAUUAGGGAAUAAGGGGCCUGAGGAAGCUUCAUUAAUCAAUAACUAUUCGAAAGGCCCAAGUGCCAGCUCGCUCUUUGCCUCCCUUCCCCUACCCCUUGCAUGGGCGCAAAUAUAGACGUAUGUAGACACACACAAGAAUACAUUCCUCCCUUGUCUUGGACACUCAUUUGUGCAUUACAUGUGCCUUAUAUUUGAAUCCAGGAUGACUGAGGGCCACCUUGUCAUUGGGAGAUUUUGUAUACACCCUUGUAGUACUAAAUUGAAGUGGGUUUGGGUGAUGAAACUUCCAAAGGCUCAAAAAUGGUUUCCUAAAAGUGAGUCUUGAUCACAUCUAUACAUCAGGAGAAAAGAAACAGAGUAACGUCCAUUAGGAAAAUCCCAUUUUGCCAAGGUGAAGUCGCAUCAAAAAAUGACCAGCCAGGAUUAAAGGUAUUAUAAAUCCUCAGAGCAGAACAUUGUCUCAGCACAGAAGAAUCCAGUGCCUUUGAGGAUUCAGACUCCAUGUCUCCAUGGCCAAAGGGUCAGUACCACCUACCACAGGACAUGUUUCAUGUUGUCAUUUUGGGUAACAGAAAAUUCAGGAAUGCUAUGUCUGGGCUUCUAGAAGGAAGGAAAAUGAUAAUUCUUGUAUCCUUACUAAAUGCUGGGUGCUAAGUAAGGGAUUCCCUGGUGACUCAGCAGUAAAAAAAUCCACCAGCAAUGCAGGAGCUGCCAGAGACAUAGGUUCGAUUCCUGGGUCAGGAAGAUCCCCUGGAGUGGGGGGCAUGGCAAUCCACUCUAGUAUUCUUGCCUGGAGUAUCUGGGCAGAAGAGCCUGGUGGGCUACAGUCCAUAGGAUCACAGAGUCGGACGUGACUGUAGUGACUUAGCAUGCACACACAUGCUAAAUGAGUCUUUUAGUGUUAUAGAAGGAGAAAACAAGGGCAACUAAUUAUUGUGAGACGAUAAACAGCUAAGUGAUAUGGGAGGUGCAGCAAUUUGUGGCUUAGGUUGAGCAGAUCUCUUUCUGCGUGAGCACGCUGUAAGCUUUGAAGUUCCUCUGGGCGGAGACUGCAGUGCCUCCUACCCCCGGGCUGGCCCCGCUGUGCAGAGUUGAGGGUUUUUUGCCUCAUACUGGAGAUGUUCAUCUCCUGUUCGGUUCAUCCCGUCCUCUGUGAGUUCCGGCUAGUAGCCUCUACAUCCUGGGAAAGCAACACCAGCAAUUUUAGCUGUUUCUCUGCUCCUUCGCUUGCUCACCAGAUGGCUGAAAACAUGAACUUUUUGCACCAUGGACCCAUGGCCUACAGUGUUCAGCAAAUCUCUCUUUCAGACGGAAUAUUUUCUGAGUUUACGAAAAACACCAGCACUCUUUGACAAAUUGUGGGCGACCGUUUUUAAACAAUGCUGAGCAGACUCUGGACUAUAAUCAACCAUGAGCUUUAAUGUUUGUGCUGACAGGCUGGGCUUUCUCUCUUUGGUAACAGGUUAUAUAGACCAGUAAUGUUUAAGUCUAAUUACAUUGUGAGUCUUAUUAUCUGUCAAUUAUCAUGCUGUUUUUUUUAAUGGCUUUUUAUUCUUUAUCAUAGCUAAGUAAAUACCAAAAAAAAAAAAGCAAAUGCUUUGUAGGAUACUUGUAUUUAGUUUGGAAAAAAAUGAAUUUAAAUUGUUAUGCUUUUGUAUUUCCAUUUCUUGCAAAUAAAAAUAUUUUUUCUUAAAUAGUAAAA
Cervus elaphus (red deer) is the source of this 7572-nucleotide messenger RNA. RefSeq names its product cAMP responsive element binding protein 3 like 2 (gene CREB3L2). The coding region runs from base 424 to 1986 and encodes 520 amino acids. Gene Ontology annotation, biological process: regulation of transcription by RNA polymerase II. The transcript has 12 exons. Gene Ontology annotation, molecular function: cAMP response element binding; DNA-binding transcription factor activity, RNA polymerase II-specific. Lineage: Eukaryota; Metazoa; Chordata; Mammalia; Artiodactyla; Cervidae. The record is from RefSeq and is a predicted model, not a curated record.